AUGCGGCGGAUCAUCUUGUGGACGUGCCCGCGAUGCGUGAGCACAGCGUUUGAGCGCUGCUUCAUCGGCGUAGAGGGGGUGAAGGUGUUCCAUGAGCCCUACGGAAACCCGUUUUAUUACGGCGCGGAUCGCGCACAAACACCGGAGGCCGUUGGGUUCGCGCCUGGCAUGGACACCUUUGAUGGCGUGCUUGCAGCGCUGCGUGCCGACUAUCCGGGUUUCCACACGGUGUUCUCAAAGGACAUGGCCUACUACCUGCGCAACAAGAUGAACGCCAAAUACCUUCGCGGCUUUCAGCACACGCUCCUGAUGCGCCACCCCUGCAAGACGGCCCUGUCGCUGUGGACGAAGAGCCGGUGUGAGCCCGACACGGGCGCCCCCAACGCCAGCACGGGCUGGACGUUCUUCGACGUUCGUGAUCUCGGCUAUCGCGAGCUGUACGACAUUGCCGACUUUGUUCUCAACCACCGAGAGGAGCAGCAACAACAGGACGGGGCGGACGACGACCUCUUGCUGGAUCCAAGUGGAAUGAUGCGCGCGUACUGCGCAGCGACCGGCCUGCCGUACGACGCCGGCAUGCUCACGUGGGAGCCCGGCCCCGUGGAGGCGUGGAACACGUGGCCCGGGUGGCACGACGAUGCGCUGCGCUCCACGGGACUGCAGAAACGCGAGCACCGGAAGCCCGCGCCGAGCGUGGCAGAGGUGGUGGCUGCGAUGAAGGCGGACGUGUGCACGCUUCCACACCACCACGAGCACUACAACUGGCAGGAGAUCCAGGCUGAGCUGCAGCACGCAGUUGAUUUGUACGGGAAGCUCUAUGCACACGCACUCAAGCUGGAGUGA
This is a messenger RNA of Salpingoeca rosetta, 843 nucleotides long. RefSeq lists its product as uncharacterized. The transcript is spliced from 3 exons. Lineage: Eukaryota; Choanoflagellata; Craspedida; Salpingoecidae. The record is from RefSeq and is a predicted model, not a curated record. Bases 1 to 843 code for a protein of 280 amino acids.